Molecule: messenger RNA, 288 nt
Organism: Aphanomyces astaci
Lineage: Eukaryota; Oomycota; Saprolegniomycetes; Saprolegniales; Verrucalvaceae
Exons: 1
Coding region: 1-288 (95 amino acids)
Source: RefSeq, a predicted model, not a curated record
AUGAUCGGAGUAGGCUCGGGGCUUCUCGUGAACGCGAACUUGGCCUUCAUUGUCCAAGCGCGCCUCGGCUCACCUGCUCUCGUCCCCACGCUGGUGUCGGUCUUUUCAAUCUGCAACGUCGGCGGCCGCGUCGCCGUCAGGUGGGUGUCGGAUGCGUCCGUCGGUAUCCUUUCGCGCGGCCACUUUCUUUCUGGCGGUUUGGCGCUCAUGGCGGCGGCGCACCUGAGUUUUCUGUGGGGCUCGCUGGACUCGCUUUAUGUGUUGGUGGCGGCGGCGGGCAUCGUCUAA